Molecule: messenger RNA, 1340 nt
Organism: Capsicum annuum
Lineage: Eukaryota; Viridiplantae; Streptophyta; Magnoliopsida; Solanales; Solanaceae
Exons: 7
Coding region: 327-1157 (276 amino acids)
Source: RefSeq, a predicted model, not a curated record
AACAUAAAAAAAAUCAGCAGCCACUAAGAAGCAAUUGAGAAUUUUGGUAAGAAAAUAAAAGGAAUUCAGAUGAAGAAAAUCUUGAACCAUUCAUGAAAUUAUUGUGGCCCCAGCAAAUUCUCCAAUGGAUUCUUCUCAUGUAUCUUAACAAAAUCCAAGCAUCUCUUUUGUUUGUGCAUACGUAUAUAGGUGUCUGUCUGCAUAUACGUGGCUGGCUAUCUUCUUGAUCUUUCUUUCUAUUUCAGUUGUUGUUAAACUGAAUUCUCAUCUUCCUAGUUAUAGUUCUCUCUAAACAGCUGAUAAGGUGAGCAUAUCAUGGUUCAACAAUGUUAGGGCUUCAGAAUCCACGAGCCAUUAACAGCUGCCAAUCAUUUCUGGAUACUAGUGUUCUGCAUGAAGCCAUUCCUUGCAAGAGUAAAAAUGUCAAUCCUUUGAUUAGUAAUCUUAGUUCUGCUGCCCUGGUGAGUUCUCCUGCCAAGGGAGUCAGCAGUUGUUCUUUUUCUUGGAAUUGGACUAGUCAACUGAAAACUUAUAAGCUCUGUCAGCAUGCCGCUUCAUAUAGAUUGCUGUGCCGGUCGCAAGAUGCUACUUCUCCUGAAAAUGAGUAUCGUUCCUCCCGAAAUAUAGCUAUCAGCCUGUUCAGGCGAUACAAGAAUUUUGUUGAGCGUGGAGGAGGUGACAACUUAAAAGAGUUCAUCAGUGCUGGUGUAAAUGCAUAUGCCUUGGGAUGUACUGAUGAAGGAUUAAGGAAAGAACUGAUUUCCUUGAAGGAAUCUGGUGUUGAAAUUGAAGCCAUGGAAACAUAUGGAGGAAGUACCAGCCUGAAGUCCAAGAUUUUAUCUGUGGAGGUUGAUGAGUGUAUUAUGUGGUUGAGCAUUAUAUUCAUCACCAUCCUAUGUACCCCUCAACCAACUAUAGUUCGAUGGUCAUCCACACCCCCAGUUUCUGGUGAAAUGAUAGCCCAGUGGAAGGGCUUCUGUGCAAUCAUAGCAAAUGCAUACUUUCUGAGAGGAAUGGCGUGGCUCCCAGUGAAGACUCUCCAACUAGAGCAGAUGGCAGUUGCUGGUCAUGCUGAAGAGCCAUCAGUUGUUGCUAGCCGGAUGAGAUUAGUUUUUACUACUCUAGAGGUUGUGAGUCCACAGUGGCCUAGAGGAUGAAGCAGUAGAUCCAGAAUUUGGCCUCACAAAUAUGAAACAUAGUUCAACAAGAUAUAUUCACAUUUCUUUCCUUUGUCCAUACUCUGUUAACAUGAAUAUUCUGCUACCUAAAUGUAUGUUUGACAUGGGAACUUUCACUAAAUCUUCAGAGGGCAAAGAAUUCAAAAGGAUACAUUGAGUAAA